CGCCGCUCCCCUCCGGCCGCUGCCCCCGUGGCUGUUUUUCUGGGUUCUGGCUUCUGGGCUUUGGCUGCCUCGGGGAGCUACCAUGGUGUCUCUCGCCGGCUGGGGGUGCCCGGGAAGGGCGCGGCUCGCGCUUUGCCUAGCGGGGCUAGCGCUCUCCGCCUACGCACUGCACGUGAAGGCUGAGCGCGCCCGGAGCCCGGAGUACCGCGCCUAUUGCGACGUGGGCGAGUCCAUCAGCUGCUCCCGCGUGUUUUCCUCCCCAUGGAGUAAGGGCUUUGGGCUGGUGGAACCCCUCCUGGGUCCUGACAGCAUCCUGAACCAGUCCAACAGCAUCUUCGGGCUUAUCUUCUAUAGCCAGCAGCUCCUUCUGGGCUGCUGCAGUGCUCCGUGGGCUUCCUCAGUCCUGAUGGUCAGCUCCGUGCUUUCUCUUUUGGGUUCAGUUUACCUAGCCUGGAUCUUGCUUUUUGUGCUGUAUGACUUCUGCCUGGUUUGUGUCACCACCUAUGCCAUCAAUUUGGGCCUGGCCAUACUCAACUACCGGAAGGCAGUGGGGCCCUUGGGACUACAGGACCAAAAUAAAAAGAGACACUGACUUCACUGACCCUGGGCGGGGAUCCACAAGCCCUAAUUGAACUCUGAUCUCACUCAGGAGCCCACACCAUCAGCUACUAGAGUUUGAGUGAAGACUAAAGGAUAAUGGCAGGACCCCUGCUCACAAUUUUGACUGUGUUCCAUUAAUUUUCUGUCCCUUGACCUCUUCCCUUUAAAUAUCUACCGUAUCUCCUCUUGCCUCCCACAUACAAAGACCUCUGUUCCCCCUUUCUCCCCCAAAUGGAAGAGUUGCUUCCAGGUUGCCUAGGCAGGCCCCUACUCUUCAGUAUUAGUUGUCUCUGGAGUCACCUGCUGAUUCCACCUUUUUCCCCUAGACUACCACCUCUAGGAGAAGCUGGGAUAAAAAUUGCUUAUCUCUUAUGGGCGGGGGCAACCUAAUCAAUGCUAUUCAAUAAAGAAAAUGAGAAAGGC
Molecule: messenger RNA, 1023 nt
Organism: Trichosurus vulpecula (common brushtail)
Lineage: Eukaryota; Metazoa; Chordata; Mammalia; Diprotodontia; Phalangeridae
Gene: VKORC1
Product: vitamin K epoxide reductase complex subunit 1
Exons: 3
Coding region: 83-592 (169 amino acids)
Biological process (GO): vitamin K metabolic process; peptidyl-glutamic acid carboxylation
Molecular function (GO): vitamin-K-epoxide reductase (warfarin-sensitive) activity
Source: RefSeq, a predicted model, not a curated record